Scylla paramamosain (green mud crab) is the source of this 1790-nucleotide messenger RNA. RefSeq names its product dnaJ homolog subfamily B member 4-like. The record is from RefSeq and is a predicted model, not a curated record. The coding region runs from base 152 to 1213 and encodes 353 amino acids. Gene Ontology annotation, cellular component: cytosol. NCBI's taxonomy places the organism in Eukaryota, Metazoa, Arthropoda, Malacostraca, Decapoda, Portunidae. The transcript has a single exon. Gene Ontology annotation, molecular function: protein-folding chaperone binding.
CCCGAGCCGAGCGGAGACAUAUUAAUCGACCUCUGGGAGCGGCUGGCGCAGUAGCUGUGAAACCUCCUUCCGAGUAGUGUCUUGUGGUGAAGGCCAACACUUGCCUGACAGGUGUGAAGUCUUGGCAGCCACCGCUGAUUAAACCCUAAGCAUGGGGAAGGACUACUACAAGAUCCUGGGGCUGUCCAAGGGGGCCUCCGAGGAGGACAUAAAGAAGGCCUACAGGAAGAUGGCCCUCAAAUACCAUCCCGACAAAAACAAAUCAGCAGAUGCCGAGGAGAAGUUUAAGGCAGUGGCAGAGGCUUACGAGGUGCUGAGUGAUAAAAAGAAGCGGGACAUCUACGACCAGUAUGGCGAGGAGGGCCUGAAGGGCGGGGUGCCUGGCGGCCCCGGCGAGGAUGGCACACACUUCACCUACACCUUCUCCGGGGACCCGCGAGCCACCUUCCACGAGUUUUUUGGCACUAGUGACCCCUUCGCCCACUUCUUCAACAUGGGCGUGGACGGACAUGGGGGCCACGGAGUGUUCGAAGACAUGGACGUGGAGGACGAUCCAUUUAUCACCAUGAUGGGCGGCAGCGGGCCUCGCCUGGGCGGCACGCGAAGGGCGUUCAGCUUCAACCCACACGAUGCCACCAGGCCACAGGGCGGCAAGGGGCGCCACCAGGACCCGGCCGUCACCAGAGACCUGUACGUCACCUUAGAGGAGGUGUCGAAGGGCGUCACCAAGAAAAUGAAAAUAACAAGGAACGUGUUGGCGAGUGACGGGCGCUCCACACGGCGGGAGGAGAAGAUCUUGACGAUUGAGGUGAAGCCUGGGUGGAAGGAAGGCACCAAGAUUACCUUCGAGCGAGAGGGUGACCAGACCCCAGGCAAGAUCCCCGCCGACAUUGUCUUCAUGAUCAGAGACAAACCUCACCACCACUUCAAGCGUGACGGCGCCAACCUGAUCUACACAGCCAAGGUGGCCCUCCGAGAUGCUCUGUGUGGUACCAGGGUGUCAGUCCCAACUCUGGAUGGUCAGAGAGUGGCACUCAACUUAACAAACGAGGUGGUGCGGCCCCAGACCACAAAACGCCUGCAGGGCUACGGCUUGCCUUACCCUAAGGAUACCCAGAGGAAGGGUGACAUCAUCGUUCACUUCGACAUUCAGUUUCCUUCUACAUUGACUGAAAGUGCGAAAGAAAUUUUGUCAGAAGUGCUCCCCCCGUAAGUGCCUUAGUGAGGGGGAGUUACAACGAGGCGUGCUCAUCCAGAAAGGGAGUGUGGGUAGUGUAAGGCCUCGUCUUGAUGCGUGGGUGCAUCUGCUUCUUGGGUGGACAUCUGUUUGUGUUUUUUAUCGUUUCAUUUGAGUUUUGUGCAGCAGUUCGUGCAAGCGUGAGAGUUUUGAGUAUUGUGAGUGUUGUGCACGUGCAAAUGAACAAGGAAUUUGUUACUCGCAAGAAGCAAUACUUGUGUGGUGACGUCAUCUGUGGAGUUAGCUGCCAGGGAGACGGAGAAAGGAUUUUUUUUUAUUUAUUUUUCUUAUUUUUAACUUCACAGAGGUAGGCACUUAACUUAUUUAAUAGUUAAAACAAGUGGCUUGUGUACGUAAUAUUUGAGCUCUUGCACCAAGGGCGAAUUAAGUUUGUACUUGUUUCAUGCCAUCAUUCAUUCAUUUUGCAUUUAAUCACAUUUUUGUAUAUACCCACAUUAGUCAAGAAUACUAUGUUUGUAUAUAUAACAUGACGCCAAAGAAUCACUUAUAUCACAUGUUGGUGUAAGUUAAAUAAAAUAUCUAUUUUGUAGAA